CGGGCGCUGCGCGGGGCGGGGCGGAGGCCCGGGAGGUGGGCAGGACCCGGCCAGGCAAGGCCCCAGGGUGCACGCUGCUGCCUGGCGGGAUGGACAUCCCAGGGACCCAGCACUGAGCGAGCGAGCGCAAAGGCAGGCGAACCUGCGGUUCCUCCCAGGAGACCAACACCGUUCCAGCGGCCACGAUGAUCCCUCCAAGUGGCGCCCGCGAGGACAGCGGGGACGGACUGACCAGGGAGGCAAUGGGCACAGAGCAGCCGCCCUCUCCUGCGUCCACCAGCAGCCUGGAAUCCAAGCUCCAGAAACUAAAACGGUCACUUUCUUUCAAGACCAAGAGCUUGCGGAGCAAAAGUGCGGACAACUUCUUCCUGAGAACCAACAGUGACGUGAAACUGCAAGCAGACCUGCUGGCCAAGGUCAGCCUGGGCCCCAGCCCAGGCCCCAGCCCAGUGCCCGUCCCUGGGAGCCCUGCACCUGCGCCCACCAGGGCUGGCCUGCACCCCGGCAGCAACAACAAGGUCCACGCCUUUCAGGAACAUGUCUUUAAGAAGCCCACCUUCUGUGAUGUCUGCAACCACAUGAUCGUGGGAACACACGCUAAGCAUGGACUGCGCUGCGGAGCCUGCAAGAUGAGCAUCCAUCACAAGUGUGCAGACGGCCUGGCACCCCAGCGGUGCAUGGGCAAGCUGCCAAAGGGAUUUCGGCGUUACUACAGCUCCCCUUUGCUCAUUCAUGAACAGUUUGGAUGCAUUAAAGAAGUCAUGCCCAUUGCGUGUGGCAAUAAGGUGGACCCCGUGUAUGAGGCCCUCCGAUUUGGCACUUCCCUGGCCCAGAGAACGAAGAAGGGCAGCUCAGGCAGUGGUUCUGACUCACCCCCCAGAACCUCGGCAUCAGAGCUUGUGGAGGUUCCUGAAGAGGCUGAUGGACCAGGAGACGGGUCUGAUCUCAGGACACGCAGCAACAGUGUGUUUACAUAUCCAGAGAAUGGCACCAAUGACUUCAGAGACCAAGUAAAGACCACGAACCACCAGGCACCUCUUUCCAAAGACCCAUUACAGAUGAACACCUACGUUGCCUUGUACAGAUUUGUACCCCAAGAGAAUGAAGACUUGGAAAUGAGGCCAGGAGACAUGAUUACUCUUCUAGAAGACUCCAACGAAGACUGGUGGAAAGGAAAGAUUCGGGACAGGGUUGGUUUCUUUCCAGCCAACUUUGUUCAGAGAGUAGAACAGCAUGAGAAGAUUUAUAGGUGUGUUAGAACCUUCAUUGGCUGCAAGGACCAGGGACAGAUAACACUGAAAGAGAACCAGAUCUGUGUGACCUCCGAGGAAGAACAGGACGGCUUCGUCAGAGUCCUCAGUGGGAAGAAGAGAGGCCUUGUCCCACUGGAUGUGCUGGUCACCGUGUGACUGUGGCGGUCCCUCCGAAUGCAGGGGGCCAGCUCUACUGAUCUCACUGUGCCCACCCAGACGAGCAGCUGCACUGGCGAGUGCCCAGGAAACAGGGAGACCAGAAGAUCUGAGACCGUGCUAGCGAUCUGGAAGCAGGCCCUUGGCAAGCACACCCAGGCUGCCGGAGAGCAGCAUCCCAGCGCUGAGGGCAGCCAGGGGUGGGGGCAGUAUGUGGGCUGUAGCCAAGGCUGCCCCAGGACUCAGCUCCCUCCCUGUGCCCACCUGUGUGAGGCUGGAGUAUGCUCCAGGUCACGGUGUGGUCCUGGUGAGACGUUUGGAUGUGAGCAGCCAAGUGUUACUCUGGUUCCAGAUUGUUGUCCCCAGUGCCGGCCAGUCAACAUCAUGACUCCUGCAGAGAAUCAAGAAGGCCAACCUCCCAGUUCCCAACACCCGAGGCCUCACUCCAGCUCCGGCUCAGUUGUGAUUCUGCUGGCAGGAUUGUUCUUUCUUUCUCUUCAGUCCUUGGAGCAUGUCCUAGGCAGGGCUGAACUGACACGGUACCAAGUGCAAAGAUCUGACUAACCUACAGAUUGCUUAUCAGGGAGUCCUUGCUACUUCGGUGACUCACAGAGGUGACAGAGCAAAGUCAGAGGCACAGAAUCAAGCAGCAGCAAGAAGUGGGAGUGAGGACAGGGGACGAGUCUUUGUGUAUUGGGAUUGUACAGUCCUUUCAGAUGGGGCGAUUGUUUCCAAAGCGAGUGGGGCUGAGAACGGGAAGUAGCCGAGAGUCUCCAUUUCCAUUUCAUACCCUCUGUAUCUAGGAGCAUCAUUUCUUCCCUUGUGCAGCCCGUAGGACUUGGUUGUGAAGGAUGAGUCCACCAUGCAGGGAAGCAAGGACCAGGAAGCGUCACUGAGAAAAACAUCUUAGAAUAAAUGUAGCCAGGUUAGAAUCCAUUCUUCUCUAGGCCGGUAUUUCCAGCCUGGCAGGUGAGAAGUGGAAACUCGCUUGUGAUGCUUCCUCUCUGUGCAAACAGAAGGAGCUGGAGCUUAGCUCCCAUCGCCUAGGUAAACUGCUCUCUACCUGUACCGAUGUUUACAAGAACAGACCACACUGCGAUGCCUUCCUCCCAAGCCCGGUCCCAGCAUUCAGACCUGCUUCCUAGCAGUCACUGACAUACUUCAAUGUGAUUCACAGUGACUUUGAAAUCAAUGUUGCUUUGAUUUAUUUUGCCACUGAGCAAUAAAAUCAUUAGAGCCA
Messenger RNA from Mesocricetus auratus (golden hamster), 2649 nucleotides. RefSeq names its product SH3 and cysteine rich domain (gene Stac). The coding region runs from base 186 to 1409 and encodes 407 amino acids. Lineage: Eukaryota; Metazoa; Chordata; Mammalia; Rodentia; Cricetidae. The transcript has 11 exons. Gene Ontology annotation, cellular component: extrinsic component of cytoplasmic side of plasma membrane. Gene Ontology annotation, biological process: positive regulation of voltage-gated calcium channel activity; positive regulation of protein localization to plasma membrane; skeletal muscle contraction. Gene Ontology annotation, molecular function: transmembrane transporter binding. The record is from RefSeq and is a predicted model, not a curated record.